Molecule: messenger RNA, 981 nt
Organism: Lindgomyces ingoldianus
Lineage: Eukaryota; Fungi; Ascomycota; Dothideomycetes; Pleosporales; Lindgomycetaceae
Exons: 12
Coding region: 1-981 (326 amino acids)
Source: RefSeq, a predicted model, not a curated record
AUGGCAAGAAAAUUGCAGAAUGAUCUGAAUAUAAUAGAAUUGGAAUACGUACUUGGUACUUCAGUAGAUAGAAAAUUACGAGCUGAAUAUGGCGUAAUUUCCAAUAACUGGAUAUUCUCAAAAAACAAUGACUACAUGCUCCACUCAGUUCAUUUCAAAACUACGCCAAUUCAACUAGUAGAAUCCCAAUUAGCUCUAGGGAAGCCGCCACAUGGAGACAGAUCACCCAAUUCACUUCCGCUAGGCUCUUUCCACCCCCUCCUCUUCCUCAUACUCCUUAACGUAGAGAAACACCACUACGGCACCCUCCUUCCGUCUCUCUACACACAAGGACACCCCUUCCUCCCACAAAAACAGUUCAACAUGGAAGCUAAUGUCUCCCUCCGCUUAGUACUAAAUCAUGCCACCAUUAACCUAAAUGUCCUCCUUGGAAGGAAACCACAACACACAACUAUGAAAACCAGCAGGACGGUAAUCAGUAUUAUACGCAGCAAGUCGGGCCGGGGCCGUCCUAUCCUCCUUGGGACUAAACGACAGAAAACACUGCAUAUAGGGCUUAGCAGGGAUGAAGUUAAGAUGAAUAAAGUCGUCCAAAGUUUAUACAAUGAACUAUCGCGACUACGCUCCCAUGUGGUAAAUUAUUUCGACACCAUAGUCAUGACAAAAGGACCCAACAAUCAGACCCAGCAUGAUCAGCGCGCUAUUGCCGGGCUAUAUAAAAUAAUGUUGGAAUAUAUGAACACUUUUGGGUUUCACUAUACGCCUCAGAGCAAAGUUGAAGUGUCAUUGAGACUCGAAAUUCUGAAUUUAAAUAUUUAUGAUCGAAGCGCGAGCCAAAGCUACUAUGGUCUUCAGCUAAACGGCGACGGAAAUUGCCCCUGUUCGGUAUCAGAGAUUCUGAAUUUGGAGGGAUUGUCAACCACGUACGCCCGCUUCGCUAGUGCACAUUCCUUCCUUUGUCCCCUGGUUGCUAAUGCAUAG